Messenger RNA from Sclerotinia trifoliorum, 4031 nucleotides. The record is from the annotation of a GenBank genome assembly. Lineage: Eukaryota; Fungi; Ascomycota; Leotiomycetes; Helotiales; Sclerotiniaceae.
CACACCAACUUUUUCCCCAAUAAUUAUGAAAUCUUGCAGAUGAUCGACAUACCUAGCACCGUACCUUAUUGUAUACCCGAAAUUUACUUUCUACCUUUUCUCUUCACGCCAUAUUCCAAUGUGCAACAUGAGGGGAUGGUAAUGGUGCCUUUUUUAUAUCACCUACCUUUGCUAUGAUAAGAAAUUGAAACGGAUUGAUUAGACGGACUCGAAAAAGUCAGAGCAUAGGAUCAGAAACCCCGCGUCUGACCAAAAAAAAAGCUCAGAGGCAUGACAGAAAAGCUUGAUAAAGCAUCUCCUAACGGCAUUAUCUGCUAGAGCUAUCAAUGAAGGAGGCAAGAUGUCUUCUGGGUAUUAUAUUCCCAUGUCAGUUUCUAUCUCUCCUCCACUAACAAAUAUAUAUUGCAGUUCACUCAAGGACCUUACGAAAGCCAUCAAAACUUCGGCAACAACUUCUACCCGAUUACCACUUCCCGAUGAUCUUGUGCGAGCUAUUCACUCUUAUCCUGAAAAGAAUCCUACCCACGAUGAAGCCGACUCCAGCAAACUACAGGAAGACCUGCUCUCCAUCUAUGAAAACGACAUCGCCGACCACCCUACCCGCUAUGCCUUCUUCCUAUCCAUAUUGCGAAAACUCAGAACUUCAAUCAAAGGGGGUGGCAGAAUGUUGCAAUGGUGGGAUAAACUAUGUAUACCAGUAUUGAGUCAUCUUGGAGAAGAGAAGGGAUUGGCUUUGGAAGCUAGGAAUACUCUGCUGGAUAUUCUCAUUUAUGAUGAAGACGAAGGACAUAUCGAGGAUGCGAUCACUACUUCGGACACGGUGGCAGAAAACCUAGUCGCAAUUUGGUUGGCAAAGAGUAACAGUGGCGUCAUACUUGAUGAGAAUGCGAGAUUUAUUGAGAGUCAAUUAAGGGGUAUACUAAUAUCAUUCGGGAGGAAGAGACCAAAGGUAUGUAAAUACAUCACUCAAUCUGAGGAUGGGGAUGGAGCACUAAGGAAUUACAGAACUUCUUGACUGUCAUCAACCGAUACUUCGUGAAGAAAGACAGCCGAAUUCUUACCCUUUCGUUGCUUUGCGAGUUUAUCCGACAUCAACCCCCUCAUUUACAUCAAUUGCUUCAGACCCCUCUCUUCGAAAACCUUCUACGAUGUUUACAAAUAGAUACUUCGACUCGAGUGGUGUCAUUGGCUAUGACAGCUUUGAUUAUGUUCUUACCACAUGUUCCAAGCUCCCUUCCAAAACAUCUCCCUGCUCUUUUCAAUAUUUAUAGUAGGAUGCUUUUCUGGGAUAGGGAACGAAAGUACGAAGAUCAUCCACCGUCUGAUGACCGAGAUGAUAAAAGUACUCAUAGUACAAGCUCUUGGACCAAAUUAUCUUACCUCCUGGAUUCGGAAGAUGUAUCAGUUCCUGAAUUGUUACAUUAUUACACAUUUCUUUACGGCCUUUAUCCCAUGAAUUUCAUGAGUUAUAUCCGAAAGCCUCAAAAGUUUUUGAGACAUCAGGGAUUUCCAGGAGCUAAUGAACUUGCAGUUGAACCUAUGGAAAUUAGACACAGAUCUGAACCUUUCAGACAGGUCCAUCUCUUACAUCCGAAUUUCUUCACAAUGACUAUUGAUCAAGAAUUAUCGGAUACUAAUCGAUGGAUGAAAAGUGAAGCAUCGGAUGUUGUUACUGAAUGCAUGGCACUAUACAUUCCAGGAUAUGCUCAACAAGCCCCAUUAUCAAGAUCACAACUACCAAAUUUACAUGUUGACACUAAUCCUGACGUUCCAGAUCAACCACUCACUGAAAACCACGCAACUACGCCCGCUCAAUCUCGACACACGAGUUGGAGAUAUGCUGCACCAGCUAGCAUGGCAUCACCAGAAGGACUCCGAAAUUCGUUACUAAGAAGAGCUUCAUUCACAAGUCAAUCAAUGCCUUCAAUUGCGGAUUCUCCUGUCUUAAGAGCCGAAAAACGAUUUGAUAGUCCUACAUUCUCUCCAUUCAUGGCUACAUCACCUUCGCAUACUCAGUUACAAGAUUUGUUGGAUUCUCAACGAGCUGUAUCGAUUCGGAGUGGGAUUUAUCAGACGUUGACCAAUGAAAGUGUACAAUCUCUCGCAUUGAGUCAUCAUGCCCAAGAUAACAAUUCUCAUGUUGAUUCAUAUCUGCAAACACUUGCCCGAGCACAUGCUUCCCCUCGUUCGCCGUCUUUGAGACCUGGGACAAAUGAUUCGACCAAAAUUGCAUACUUACAACGCGAUAUUAUGUUAUUGAGGAAUGAUUUAAAUUUUGAACGUUAUCUCAAACAGCAACAUCUAACUCAUAUUGGUCAACUCCGCCGAAAAGCCAUCCGUGAAGCCCGAGUUGAAGCCGAAACUCAGAAUUUAAUUAACUCGAAUAAAAUUUUAAAAGCAAAAUUGGAAGAUGCCAAGAAAACUAUUGUACAAAUGAAAACGGAAUCCGAUAAAAGUCGAAAUCACUCCAGGAAAUGGGAAUCAGAUUUGACAGCCAAGUUGAGACUAUUGAAAGAAGAACAAAAGAAGUGGACCCUUGAAGGGGAUCAAUUGAAGCGUGAUUUGGCGGCGUCAAAAAUUGACAUGCACAAUCUAAGACAAUUGGUCGUUCAGGCCGAAUACAAAGUUGUCCAUUCUACACAAGAGAUACAAGUGGUGGAGUCAAAUAAAGAAGAACUGGGAAGAUUACGCAUCGAGGUCGAAAAGCUUACUACUAAGUUACGAAAUUAUGAAGCUCGAGAGGUUGAAAUGGACAAGGCGAAACAGGACGAAGAGCAAGCUCACAAUGCAAUUGAACUCCUCAAUAUGAAAUUGAAGGCUAAAGAUGCGGAAAUCCAACAAUUGAUUGUUCAAUUCCAACGUGAAAUUGAAGAAGCACAAAACGCCAAACAGCUUAGCUCUACACAAUUGGAUCCUGCAAAGCAAAAGGUCAUUGAUGAGGCUUUGGCUGGAUCACGAAGGCGUAUGGAGGAUAUGCAGAAAGCUCAUUCUAAUCUUCUAAAACGAUUUACUACUUUACAACAAGAACAUCUCGAAUUACUCACGACACGAGACAAAGUGUCUGAUUUACCCGAGAGUAUUGAUGGAUCAUCUGGAGCACGGAUUCCUCAAAAAGAUCAUCGUCGCUUAGCUCACAGUUAUUCUGAUUCAGGCAGACCCGGAAGUCUUAUACCUAGUGCUGCAUUUCCACUUACGGGUACAUCAAGUUUCAUUGCUCGCCCUAGGAUAGAUACACACAGUCCAACAUCAGGUCAUGCAUUCAGAUCAUCACCCACGAGCACUCCUGCAAGUCCUGAUCUCUAUGGGGGUAGGUUUUCCCAUUCCAAUACCUUUGGUCCGGCACCUGGAUCUUCACAUUCCGAUGGAACAAUGAGUAGGGAUGGCAAUAUUAGUGAUAGGGAUUCUUUGGAAGCGAUAGGAAAGCCCAAAGUCAAGCCACAAAGUGAAAUGAGGGUUUAUGGCCGUGGUGAGUACACUCAUGUCUCAAGUCUAGCAAAUGGGACUCUGAAGUCGAAGAAAGAUGAUCCUUUCCCUCAUGUGUUCUCCGUCUCUUCGUAUUCAUUACCUGACGUGCAAACAGGAGGGGUUCAAAACAUUGGUAAGUCGAAGAAGGAUAAGGAUAAUGGUAGGAAGGAGGGCAGUGGGAGUGGUGCAGAGGAUAGUCCGAAGAAUAGUCCGAAGAAUAGUCCGAAGGAAAAGAAAAAAGGCAGUGGGUUGAGAGGAUUAAGGGCAUUUGUAUAAAGUAUAAAGUCAUUGGGUUGAUUGAUCGAUUGGAUGGAUGGAGUGCAUAUGGGAAGGAAAGGGAAGGGGGUAUCAAAAAAAUGGUGGUUGGAUGGGAUAGGAAAGGGGAGUUGGAAAAACGUACAUAAAGUGCGGUUCCGGCCUUAUUUUUGUUUUUAUGGGUUGGUCGAAGAUGAUUUGAUUGCUUCAUCUGUUGACUGGAUUUGAAUUGAUUGACUGGAGGCGUUUGGUUUGGGCAUGGGAAUGGACAUGGGAUGGGUGGUUUGCAUUGAUGAAAAAGUUUGUAGAUG